Molecule: messenger RNA, 2843 nt
Organism: Hypanus sabinus (Atlantic stingray)
Lineage: Eukaryota; Metazoa; Chordata; Chondrichthyes; Myliobatiformes; Dasyatidae
Gene: slc25a10a
Product: solute carrier family 25 member 10a
Exons: 12
Coding region: 16-969 (317 amino acids)
Biological process (GO): mitochondrial transport; oxaloacetate transport; succinate transmembrane transport
Cellular component (GO): mitochondrial membrane
Molecular function (GO): antiporter activity; oxaloacetate transmembrane transporter activity; malate transmembrane transporter activity
Source: RefSeq, a predicted model, not a curated record
UGAGACGGUGGCGGAAUGCUGCUGCCCACAGAAGGUGUAGAUGGGGGUAAUUUCAUGGAACCUGCUGCUCACGUCACAGCAGCUUCCUGCACCAGUUACCCUGCCGGGACUCACAACUUAACAGACUGCUUUCCUGAGCCGUGGUCGGUUUGGAGGGACAGCACUUUAAAUCCUGCCUGGGUUGCCCCCAACCUUCUGGUCCAUCUUCAGACCCAGCAGGAGGUGAAAAUGAAAAUGACGGGGAUGGCUUUGCACGUAAUCCGGAACGAUGGCAUCCUGGCCCUCUACAAUGGCCUGAGCGCCUCGCUGUGCCGGCAGCUCACCUACUCACUGACCCGCUUCGCUAUUUAUGAGACAGUGAGGGACCGGCUGGCCAGAGGAAACACCGGCUCCCUCCCCUUCUACCAGAAAGUUCUGCUGGGAGCCUUUGGAGGUUUCACUGGCGGAUUUGUUGGCACACCGGCGGAUAUGGUCAAUGUCAGGAUGCAGAACGACAUGAAGCUGCCGGUCGAGCUGCGGAGGAACUACAAACACGCACUGGACGGGAUUUACCGAGUCUUCCGGGAAGAGGGUGUGAAGAAAUUGUUCUCCGGCGCCACCAUGGCAUCGAGUCGAGGAGCCCUCGUCACCAUUGGGCAGUUGGCCUGUUAUGAUCAGGCGAAGCAGCUUGUGCUGAGCACUGGUCUCCUGUCAGACAACGUCUUCACCCACUUCCUGUCCAGCUUCAUUGCUGGUGGCUGUGCCACGUUCCUCUGCCAACCCCUGGACGUCCUGAAGACUCGGCUGAUGAAUGCCAAGGGAGAGUAUCGGGGGGUGGGGCACUGUCUACUGGAGACUUCCCGUCUGGGUCCGCUGGGCUUCUACAAGGGCUUUGUCCCCGCUGCUAUCCGCCUGGUUCCUCACACCGUGCUCACCUUCGUCUUCCUGGAACAGCUCAGGACUCACUUUGGGGUCCUGGUACCGGCCUGAGACAGAGAACUCCCCCACUCUCAAACCCCGCCCAGAGUGGGGUGGGCAGUUCCCUGCACUAAAUCUGUAUCGAACAGGACAAGAUGGCUGCCGCUCUACCCUGGGGGAAGUGGGUGGGAUCUCAGGCCUGGGUAUGUGAAUUUGAGCCCACGUUGGCCCCCAGUCCAAUGUCCCCCUGCUCCCACGUGUCCACACCCCUUCCUUUGCUUGUCGAUCCUCCCUCAACUUUUAGGACAUUGGCUCCGGGCCCUAGGCUGACGGGAUCUGUCUGUGCAACUGGAAUUUGUGAUUUGACUUGAUGGGGGUGGUUCUUGGUCUGUGGACUCCCCCUCCCCACUCCACCCUACCCCUGGGGUUCCCCACUCCUUCGUUAAACAAGGAUCUCCACUACCUGAUCCUCGUCUCCUGGGACCUGAUGGUGUGAAUCAACAUGCAAGCAUGGUCUCUGUGUUGGUCUUUACCCCUCCUCUGCCCCCCCGAAGCUGGUGGUGCUUGGGACUUUGUCAAGUAUUUUACCACAGUGACUGCAACUUCCCUUUAAUUAAAGGCGCACAGCGCGGUCAGUGCCUUGCGCGUGUUCCGAGGUCAGUGUGGAAACUCCGGCUGUGAUUUGGUUGGCUGAAGAACGUCUCAGUGUGAAAGUGCCUUCCCGUUUGGAAAUGGGGCAGCCACACGGGCCCAGGGCAGGCAGGAGCCGUUAAAUCUGAAUUCUCUUUUUUUUUGUUGGACUUUUGAAACUACCACUAACUGAUGGAUGCCGGCGUUCUUAGCCUUUACCCAUGGUUCUCUGUGGUUUUAUUCAUUUGGAGCUUCCCCACCCUAUCUGCACGUCUCCUUUCCGUGUUUUUCCAGGCUGGCCUGGUCCUCAGCCUCUCUCCCCACCCACCCACUUGCCCAGAGGAGGAGGGUGCUGUGGGUAAAACAGGCUUCUCCUGGUAGGUACCGUACCCUCAACCUCAUGGUCUAGGGCUGCACUCGGGCUCGUAAUGGGAUGGGGCGGGCUGACAGUCUUAUUACACGGUGACGGCCAGUGGGAAUUUCAGGGACUGGGGAACCCGUGAGCCUGUCUGGAAGUGCUGGGUGCUGAGCCGGUAGCCGUGGGGACAUUUGGACGCAAAUGCUUAGCAGCAUCUGCGGAGAGAGAGACGAGUUAACCUUUCCUCUGGCCACUGGCUGGAGUUUUAAACCUGUUCCUCCCUCGCGGAUGCUGCCUGGCCUUGCUGAAUGUCUCCAGCACUCCUGAUUUUAUUUCGGACUUUUGGCAUCUGCUGUGCUUCGCUUUCCCCGAGGUGGAGGAGGGCACGUUUUUGGGUUCACUUUGCCCCUGACCCACGUCAUUCCCAAACCGCGAUGCACGAUUCCCUGAUGGUGUUGCAGUGCCGAUGAUGGUUCUGUGAUCAAUGUCCUCCUCUCCCUCCUCCAGCCUCAGCUGUUCAAUCACUGUCGUAUAUAACCCCCACUCUGACCUCACUGCCAUUUUAAUUUCUCCUCUGACUCCUUUAAAGCCCGUUAUAAUUGGAAUACUUCCCUCGAUUCACCUCUGGGAGUGGUCCCACCUCUCCACGCCAUCUGUAUACCUGAACACAUUGACUCUUCCUGUGGGUAUUGAAGGGGAACCUGUAGACGGCCAGAGGUGUGCACGACUGUGAUGGACUGAAGGGCCUGUUACUGGGCUCUUUCGGCAAGGAUUGUGUGGGACAGGAGGAGGCCACUCUGCCUUUUGAACCUGUCCUGGCUCCUAGUUAGUCCCACUCUCCUGGCCUCUUUCCCCCAAAUUCCUCCCUUAGAAAUUCCACCCUGUUUCCUCUUAAUCCCCUCCUGUCGCUGUGUGUGUGUGUGUGUGUGUGUGUGUGUGUGUGUGUGAGAGAAACAAA